Messenger RNA from Anthostomella pinea, 309 nucleotides. Lineage: Eukaryota; Fungi; Ascomycota; Sordariomycetes; Xylariales; Xylariaceae. The record is from the annotation of a GenBank genome assembly.
AUGGCCGCGUACGACCCCUCCGUGAUCGCCACCAUCGGAUCUCUUGAGCAGGCAAGGCUUGGCAUCCAGGUUGACAACUUCCAUGUGUUCCUCGAGGAAUAUCGAGUCCUCGCCGUCCACCACCAUAUGAACAACCACUUCGGCCUGACCCUUGUCCAUCGCGACACCGACGAGGGGCCCAGCAGUCGUCCUUGCUUGACCAGAGAGGAGAGAAGGUCUCGAAACCUGGAAGUCAUCUCCGAGGAGGGGGACAGCAGUCGUCCUCGCUCGACUGUGCCCUUCGCUGACAUGGACCUCUUUGCUCAAUAA